Arabidopsis lyrata subsp. lyrata is the source of this 1446-nucleotide messenger RNA. RefSeq names its product methylsterol monooxygenase 1-1. The coding region runs from base 217 to 1113 and encodes 298 amino acids. Lineage: Eukaryota; Viridiplantae; Streptophyta; Magnoliopsida; Brassicales; Brassicaceae. Gene Ontology annotation, molecular function: C-4 methylsterol oxidase activity; iron ion binding. Gene Ontology annotation, biological process: sterol biosynthetic process. The record is from RefSeq and is a predicted model, not a curated record. The transcript is spliced from 5 exons.
UAAUAAUUUGGCAUUUAUUAAUUAAUUUUAUUCAAGUAAUAUAAAUACUGAUAACUGGAGCCACGUCUUCAGUCCAAAAAACAUUCGCCAACUAUACACAUAACAAAAACAAACACUCUCUUCUCUUCUCUUCUCUUCUUCUCUCUCGAUCUCCCCCAAAAAUCUUCAGAUCUCCACUUCACCGGAGAUACGAGAAAACACUCACCGUGAAAAACCAUGAUUCCUUACGCUACAAUCGAAGAAGCUUCAAUCGCACUCGGACGAAACCUCACACGGCUCGAAACUCUGUGGUUCGAUUACUCCGCCACAAAGUCCGAUUACUAUCUCUACUGUCACAACAUUUUGUUCUUGUUCCUCGUCUUCUCUCUCGUUCCUCUCCCUCUUGUUUUCGUCGAAUUGGCUCGAUCUGCUUCUGGUUGGUUUAAUCGGUAUAAGAUCCAACCUAAGGUUAAUUACUCUUUAUCUGAUAUGUUCAAAUGUUACAAAGACGUCAUGACCAUGUUUAUCCUCGUCGUUGGUCCGUUGCAACUCGUUUCUUAUCCUUCCAUUCAGAUGAUUGAGGUUCGAUCUGGAUUACCAUUACCAACAAUAACAGAGAUACUGUCACAGUUAGUAGUCUACUUCUUGAUAGAAGACUACACUAACUACUGGGUCCAUAGAUUCUUUCAUAGUAAAUGGGGUUACGACAAGAUUCAUCGAGUUCAUCACGAGUAUACAGCUCCGAUAGGAUAUGCUGCUCCAUAUGCACAUUGGGCUGAAGUUUUGCUUCUCGGAAUCCCGACGUUUAUGGGACCAGCUAUUGCUCCUGGUCACAUGAUAACCUUUUGGUUGUGGAUAGCUUUAAGGCAAAUGGAGGCUAUUGAGACUCACAGUGGAUAUGAUUUUCCGUGGAGUCCAACAAAAUACAUCCCUUUCUACGGUGGCGCUGAGUACCACGAUUAUCAUCACUACGUUGGAGGACAAAGCCAAAGCAACUUCGCUUCGGUGUUCACUUACUGUGAUUACAUUUAUGGAACUGACAAGGGUUACCGAUUCCAAAAGAAGCUUCUUGAGCAGAUCAAGGAAUCGUCUAAGAAGGGCAACAAGCAUAACGGAGGAAUCAAAUCCGAUUAGUAGAAACCGGCGAAGAAGAUUUUAACAAGUUAAAGAAUUGCUAAGCAUGCACUACUACUACAAGUUACGUAGUCAGCUUCACGAAAAGAGAAAGGGAGUGGUUUGAAUUUUCGGGUGUGUCUUAUGUCAUCAGAGUUGUUACUAACUACGACAUAUGUGGGUCAUGCAUGUAUAAGUGUGUCGGGACUGGGUUUUGCUCUUUCUCGCAUUUUUUUAAUAUUUUGUUUCGUCUUCUUGAAGAAGAAAGAAGAUGUCAUCAUCAAAGCCUUGUUUGUUUUUCAUAGUAAAGUUUGUAAGAGAACCUUGUUCGUAAUACUCUUCUUUAUUAUUUAC